Molecule: messenger RNA, 2124 nt
Organism: Aspergillus caelatus
Lineage: Eukaryota; Fungi; Ascomycota; Eurotiomycetes; Eurotiales; Aspergillaceae
Product: putative pentafunctional AROM polypeptide
Exons: 2
Coding region: 1-2124 (707 amino acids)
Biological process (GO): shikimate metabolic process; chorismate biosynthetic process
Molecular function (GO): shikimate 3-dehydrogenase (NADP+) activity; 3-dehydroquinate dehydratase activity
Source: RefSeq, a predicted model, not a curated record
AUGGCAGCUGUGGCAUUGCGGCGACAGCUUGUUGACUAUGUCGCUGUAUUCCAGCGAAGGCACGGCAUGCCUCCACAGGGUUACAUUGCAGCACAUGGCUCAGAACGAUAUCGCAAACUCGAGCUAGAAAUGACCCAGGAGAUAUUAAGAGAGCAUCGAAAAGGAUGUGUGAUUGUCGGACUCGGCUGGCUGGCAAGCAGACAACAGCAGGUACUCUUGGAGGAGUUCACCUCUCGUCACCCAGUUCUGUACAUCCGACGGGACCGAAGCGAUUUACAGCAGCUUAUCGCGACUAGUCAGGACAGGUUCGAGCGCAUGUGGGAGGCUGGAAAUUCGUUCUUUGAAUCCUGUUCCAACUUCGAUUUUUACAAUGUGACAGAAGGCUCGGUUGGUGAGGCUCGCUCCACACUACCUACGUAUCUAAAGUUGAAAGACACGGAGAGAACGUUCGUAAGGUUCCUGCAUCGCAUCUGGGGCCGUGAACACCGGGCUCGUUUUUCAGCGGAUCCCUUCUCUGCGUCGUACACGUAUGCCCUGCAGGUACCAAUGGCUUGCUUAGAGGGACAACUCGAAAGUUACGAGGAGCUCGAGAAUGGGUCGGAUGCAAUAAACCUAAAAGUUGAGCUUUCUGGUUUUCACGGCAGAAGGCCAUCCGAGUCAAUGGCAAGGGCUGUAGCCAUCCUUAGGAGGCACUCGCGGGCUCUUGUAAUCGUAGAUAUUAGUCCUCCCUCGGCACCAGAUAUAUCGAGCUAUCGCAAGCUCCUAGGAAUGGCCUUGAGGACCAUGCCGGAUGCUAUCACUUGCUCCAUGUCUCAUGGAAAUGAUCUGGCGCAGGAAGUAGUUGCUGCUAAGGGUUAUAUCAAGGUCAUAGCCACUUAUCAUCAAGAUUAUCCUCUGGUGGGGAACGAGAAACUUCCGCAGCUAUUCGCCCUCCGUCAUAAAACGCAAAGUAUUGGUUUCGACGCAAUUCGUAUAACCGGCGAAUCAACAGCAGCCGGAGACGUUCUUCCCGGUAUACCCCUUCCGCACAGUCUCGCCAAAGACGCUCUCAUACCCGCCAUCGCAUACAACACAGGACUAUUUGGACGCACUUCGGUUUGCUUAAAUCCAACAUUGUCACCGGUAGUUCUCGAAAGCAUGAGGUCAACAGGUGUCACCUUGCGGGAAGCAGAGAUGGCGGUGUCAGCAUGCUUUCUUCGUCGCCGGAAAAGAUUCGGCAUUUUUGGGCAACAGUUAUCGCACACUUUAUCACCUGCGAUGCACAAUGCCGCGUACGCUGCGUGUGGACUACCGUUUACAUAUGACACAACGGAGCGACAAACGCUGUCCGAUAUUCGCGAAAUCUUGGAUGAUGAGAGUUAUGGAGGCGUGGCGGUAUCACUUCCGUACAAAGCUGAAGUUCUUCACUACCUGGACGAGAUAAGCCCAGAAGCACUGGACAUCAACGCCGUGAAUACGGUGGUAUUGCAUCAGGAGUGCCAACCAAAUGGAGUGUGCAAAACUAUUCGCAAGGGGUACAAUACUGACUAUCUUGGCAUCAAAGAUUGUAUCUAUAAGCACCUUUCUCCAGCAAAUGCUGUCCGUGACGGAUCAACCGCCCUGAUAAUCGGUGCAGGCGGCAUGGCCCAUGCUGCCAUAUACGCUUGUUAUCAGCUGGGUGUGAGACACAUUUGUGUCUAUAAUCGAACACUUUCCAAUGCACUACGACUUGUCGACUACUAUCGUGAAUGGGCAAAAUCAGAGAAUAAGGUCCCUUUAGGUCUUACCAUACUCUCAUCAGCUGAUGACCCAUGGCCAGCUCAUCUUCGCCAGCCCACAAUCAUUGUUGCGUGUAUUCCUGGACAGGGGUUUGAUAUCGAGUCAUCGAGCGCUUUUCGCAUUCCCGACCAGUGGUUGCAAAGCAAAACUGGCGGGGUCUUCGUUGAGGUCGCCUACGAUCCACUAGAGACGCGUUUAAUAAAGUCGAUGAGACAACAUGUGUCGCGAGGCUGGAUCAUAGUUGAUGGCCUGUCGGUCUUAGUCGAGCAGGGCAUUGCGCAGUACGAGCUCUUUACAACACGACCAGCUCCAGUCCAUGUUAUGAGACAUGCCAUUCAGCAGUCAAUUCGAGAGAGAGCUCUUUAA